AUGCCAAAGCUAAACUUCGAUAUUGACGAAGCAACCUUGCUAAAGGCGUACAAGAUCAGCAGCUUGAACCCGCCGCGAUGGGAAGAAGUCGACCAUGAACUCGAAGAUUCUGUUGCAGGGGCGCUUCUCAGCCCCACUGCGGGGAACGAAGGCGAAGGGGACCCUCUCAAUCUUGGGAGUAAUCGUGCUCGGGGUUGCCGAUUUCUCAGCCUGCGAGACCUAGACAUGGAUACCAAGGCAGCUGUUCUUAUUACAUCGAAGUCUUUCGAUCCGAAGGCCUUCCUUUCCGCAGUACACCCCAAUGCGACAUACCAAGAUCUUGCCAGAGGGAUCGCUCAUCUCCAAAACUCCAUUGAAGCCCGUUCUGAAGCCCUCAGGGUUCUGGUGGAAGACAAUUUCGAUCGUUUCGUUGCUGUGAAAGCAUCCACUGAUGCCUUACAUGCCGAGAUGAAGGAUGGCAUCCUUGCGCCCUCUACAGAAUACGCGUCGAAACCUCUGAAGGACCAGCUCAAGCAGGCCGCGCAAAAGGCGAAUCAAGUGUUCCUGCCGGUUCUAGAGAACGCAUCAAAGGCGCAGAAAUUGCGCACCACUCUCGGGGUAUUCGAAAGAUCUAAGUUUUUCUUCAAUCUACCCAGUUUCAUUAUCGAAUCCAUCGAAGCGGGACGUUAUGAAGUGGCAAUGCGUGACUACAAGAAGGGCAAGUAUCUGCUUGAAAACAGGCCGGGUCAACUGCUGCCUAUUGGGACAUUGAAAGAUGGCGCGGCGACCAAGGAUGCCGAGCAGCAGCAGAAGAGAGUGCUCGAUAAAAUCUGGAACAGUGUGGAGAAGGCCAUGGGCGAGAUGCGUCGGGUCCUUGUCUCUCAGCUCCAAGAUUCGCGUAGAACCGUUGAUGAACAGGAGAAGACCUUGGAAAUUCUUUUAGAACUACAAUCGACUGAUGAGCCUGUCUGGACGUAUUUCGAUAGCCAUCAUAAACAUAUAAUCGAUGAAAUGAACAAGGCUUAUCGUUCUUCCGUCAACGCUAUUGAAGGGGCGCUAAAGAAGGCCAAUACCGAGUAUACGGACCCUACUUCCCUAAAUGCCUCGCUCGCAGAACAACUGCAGACUGCCAUCCUGCAGCUAGAAGCCAAGCAGUCCGAGGUUAUCGUCGCUAAAUCCCCAGGAGAACCCGUGUGGCAAGCCGUAUUGGAGCUAGUCAAGAACAUAUCCGAGGUUUUGCUUGCUUCUCUCCCGAGCUUCUGGAAAAUCUCUCGAAGCUUUAUUGACGGUCGCUUCAAAAAGUCCGCAUCUUCAUCUCAAUCUCGGCGGAGCCCAGCUCAAUGCCGUACUAUGGCAUUGGAUAUCGUGAAACUCUACAUUUCAUUGAUUUCGCAAUUCUUCAACUUAUCUGAUAUGGCGGUCAUGUCCUCGUCGAGUGGUUCCAGCAAUUCGGCACCAUCACUGUUGCCCAGCAAUUCACAUUCGCUGUCCACAGCUCAUUAUCUCCUCAAGGUGUUGGCUGAGAUACAAGACACGGUCAAUGAAAUCAACGGCAUGGAAAUUUCAAAUGAGGUGACCUCGCUGUUGAAGAGCCUUCUCGAAUCCGCCAGAUGGCGGGCUGAGGAUAUUCUCAUCAAUGCGUGGCUGCGAGAUGCCGCUAUCUUUUACCACGUCGAGUCAUGGGCGGCGAGCAGCUCCAUACCUCAUUCCACCCACUACCUAAGCCAGAUAGAGCUUUUCCAACGGCAGUUGACGACAGCUGCCUUCAAACUUGCCGGCGGUGUGGAGCCGACGUCCGGUUCAGCAGGCCGCAGCGCGGUAAAGCAGAAUCAAAUCCACCAAACUUUCACAACGAAGAUCACGAAGGCCUUCAUUGACAGUCUUUAUGCUCUCCUGGACGGCCUCGUUCUCCUCGCUUCAGACGAGUCACCUGUCGUGACUGGCAAACUGCCUCCACUGGACAAGAGUACCAUCCAGCGCCCCACGUCUCUGGACGUACUUGACGUCACGGAUAGUAACACGCGUAUGCUGAUUGUGGUCUCAAACUUUGGUCACAUGGCGAACAGCUUCAUUCCCAGUAUGCUCAACCAACUGGAAGGCGCGUUCAAUGUAUCCCUUUUGGAAGAUCGACAAACCCUGAACACCGUCAUCAAGGAGCUGGAUAAGACCUUGUUCGAGAGUUAUGUCAACCCCAAGGCGAAGGCCGUCAAGAACGCCUUGCGAAGUGGGAUUCUAGAUCCUCAAAUGGAUUGGUAUGACACGCCGCAGCCGAAAGAAAUUCGGCCAUAUGUGUUUGAAACAUUGAUGUACCUGGUGGAUGUGCAUGCGCAAGUCUGCGAGGCGGCAGAACCGCUACUGCCUCGUACCUUGAACCUCCUCGUGGAGGAGCUAGCAUCGGAAGCGCUCCAUUGUUUCCGUCAGGUUAAACGUUUUGGCAUGGGCGGAAUGUUGCGAGCGACGCUCGAAAUUGAGUUCAUGCACCAGACGUUGGGGAGAUAUGUCACACCACAUGCCGCCGAGACCCUUUCCGAGCUUUACAACAAGAUCUCCCAGGCAUAUGCCCGCCGUCCUGGAGAUGAAAAUCUGCAGGCAAGCUUGGACGGGGUGAAGAAGAUAUUGGCGGAGACAAGGCGAGCGACUGGAGUCGAGUUCCUGUGCUUCCGCCAAACUAAGACCGGUAGCUCGAAGAGUCGAAGUGGAGCUAAAACCAAGUAG
This is a messenger RNA of Coprinopsis cinerea okayama7#130, 2694 nucleotides long. RefSeq lists its product as hypothetical. Lineage: Eukaryota; Fungi; Basidiomycota; Agaricomycetes; Agaricales; Psathyrellaceae. Gene Ontology annotation, cellular component: exocyst. Gene Ontology annotation, biological process: Golgi to plasma membrane transport; exocytosis. The record is from RefSeq and is a predicted model, not a curated record. Bases 1 to 2694 code for a protein of 897 amino acids. The transcript is spliced from 16 exons.